Eupeodes corollae is the source of this 910-nucleotide messenger RNA. RefSeq names its product protein takeout-like. The record is from RefSeq and is a predicted model, not a curated record. The coding region runs from base 87 to 839 and encodes 250 amino acids. The transcript is spliced from 5 exons. NCBI's taxonomy places the organism in Eukaryota, Metazoa, Arthropoda, Insecta, Diptera, Syrphidae.
ACAUUUAUUUUUCCACAUCCACAAUAUAGUUCAGUUUAUUGCAAGAUAAACUUGACACCUAUCAGUUUAAUAAAUAAAAUUCAAAGAUGUUCCGUAAAAUUGGAUUUAUUUGCAUUGUGUUUUGUUUCAUUUACAUAUCUUUUUCCGAAGGAAAAUUUCCUAACGAUCCGAAACCAUGUCCUUACGGAAAUGUUGGAUGCAUCAAAAAAUUACUGAACUUUUUGCUUGCUGAAAAAACAGAUGGCUAUGAACCACUAAAUAUUGUCAGUUUGAAUCCAUUAAAGAUUUCCGAAAUAAGAGUAAAACAAGGCAAAGAGAGUCCGGUUUUUAUUGAUUUGUCAUUUAAAAAUAGCGAUCUCUAUGGCUUCAAAGGAGCUAAAGCAACUCAAAUUAAAGGAUUCGGAAAGGACAUUAGUCAACCUCACGAGAUGGUCAUAUCAUCUAAAUCAAUGACUCUCUUAAGUGACUAUACAAUUUCAGGAAAAGUUUUAAUCCUUCCUAUUACUGGUUCGGGCAAAAGUAAUUUAACAAUGGAUAAUGUCAAAUUAAUUAUGCAACUUAAUGCCGAGCCAUUGGUGAAAAAUGGUAAAACUUACAUGCAUGUGAAAAAACUUAAAUUGGAUGUUGAAACAACACGAUUGCAUUUUGAUUUUAAAAAUCUUUACAAUGGUGACAAGAAUUUGGGUGAUAGUACAAAUUUGUUUUUGAAUGAAAAUUGGAAAGACAUUUUUGGUGAAGUCCGAAAAACUAUGACCAGUGCAUUUGCUUCUGUAUUUAAAAAAGUUAUAAACGAUAUUUUGAAAAAUUUUCCUUAUGAUGAACUUAUGUCUGAAGCAUAGUUAAAAAGUUUCGCUUUCAGUUUUGAAACAAAUAUAAUAAAACGUAUGUAAUUUUUAGUAAGUGAAAAUAA